This is a messenger RNA of Zingiber officinale, 2062 nucleotides long. RefSeq names its product protein ACCELERATED CELL DEATH 6-like. The record is from RefSeq and is a predicted model, not a curated record. Bases 64 to 1896 code for a protein of 610 amino acids. Gene Ontology annotation, cellular component: plasma membrane. Gene Ontology annotation, molecular function: protein phosphatase 1 binding; protein phosphatase regulator activity. The transcript is spliced from 3 exons. NCBI's taxonomy places the organism in Eukaryota, Viridiplantae, Streptophyta, Magnoliopsida, Zingiberales, Zingiberaceae.
CCAAAGUUGUAAUCUCAAGCAAAGAUUAUAGUGUAUAAUGGAAAAGAGGCUAGGGAGGGAGGGAUGAGCAGCGAUAUCAUGGACCCGAAAUUGUGGGAGGCAGCAACCUCCGGAGAUGCAGAAUACAUUGAAAAGAAAAAGAAUCUCCUUGGCCAAGUUACCAUCGAUGGCAACUCGGCGCUGCACAUCGCCGCAAAGUGUGGCUUUGAGGAGCUCGCCAGGCUAGUGAGCAGGGCGCAGCCUUCCCUCCUCACGUCGCAAAACAAGAGCGGAGAUACACCCCUGCACUUGGCGUCGGCCGCUGGCCAUCUCAGUAUCGUGACCCUUUUGAUCAACCACCGGCCGUCAUCUAUCGGUGUUGAGGAAGACGUGACGCGGAUGGCCGUCAUUGCCAACAAAAUCGGGAACACCGCCCUACAUGCGGCGACCAUCGGUGGUCAUCUCUCGGUUGUGAAACUGCUUCUGUCGGGGGCUCCGGAACUGGCGAUCAUGACCAACGGAGCUGGGGUUUCUGCGCUCUACAUGGCAGCCGAGAGGGGAUUGCUAGGGAUUGUGAGGAACAUACUGAUGUUCUCGCCCGCAGUCUCGCACGUAGGGCCCUGUGGUCAGACGGCGCUACAUGCUGCUGUUCUUAGAAGCGACAAAAUAUCAAUGGCGAUAAUAGAAAAGAAUCGUUCGUAUCUGAAACAUCAAGAUGCCUCCCAAAGCACUCCUCUUCACUUUGCAGCGGCCAGUGGAGAUGCUGACAUGCUGGGGUUGCUUCUGCAACAAGAUGCCUCUGCAGGUUACAUGCAGGACGAAGAUGGUUUCGCCAUCAUCCACAUCGCAGCAAGUGUAGGCAACCUGAACAUGAUCAAGAAGAUAUUGGCGCAUUGCCCUGAUGCACGGGAACAGAAGAACAACAGAGGAAGCAACUUUAUUCAUGUGGCCGUCGAGAAGAAGAAUCUAAACCUGGUGAAGUACGUUCUCAGUUCUUCCUCCUCUGCCAAAGAGCUCCUCAACGAACAAGACCAUGAAGGAAACACGCCUUUGCAUCUCGCGGUCCUUGCGAGGGAUCGGAAAAUGAUUCGAAUGUUGUUAUCCAGUCGAAUCGUGGACACUGCCCUCACGAACAAUUCGGGUUUCACACCGAUCGACGUUGCUUCCUCAAAAGUCAGAAUAGAAGUCAGCCUUCGGAUGUAUAACAUCAUGACAGAUUUAAUCUCAUACGGCUCGCGUUUCAGUCCACAGCGAGUCGAUCACUUAAGAAACCACUUGCAGAGAAAGCAAGAUGAUGAAAUAAAUCGAUAUCGAGCAUUGGCCAAUAACCUUGCUGUUAUUGCGGUGCUCAUUGCGACAGUCACCUUUGCAGCUGCAUUCACCUUACCGGGAGGAUACAACAGCAAUGCUGGACCAGAUGAAGGAAUGGCCAUCUUAUCGAGCAGAGCUUCCUUCAAAGCAUUCAUGAUCUCAGACACCUUAGCCAUGGCCAGCUCCAUCACAGUAGCACUCGUUCUGAUCUACUCUGGUUCUCUAGAUCAUGAUGUCCGAUUGCAGUCCCUUAUGACCGCAAUCAAGCUAUUGUGGGUUGCAGUCGGUGCCAUGAGUGUGGCAUUCGUCACUGGUGUGUACGCUGUCGUUGAGCGCGACAUCAAGUGGAUUGCGGUUCUUGUCGCCCUAAUAGUUUGCAGUGUCCCUUUAGUUGCCUUUAUCAUUACUUAUCGGCAUUCAGCAGACUACUUGAGCAUGGUGAAGACACAGUUAAUCCCCUCAUUUGGCCACAAGGAGGAGCAGAUGGAUUUAGAUGAGUUCAAGGACGGUACAACCAAUAAAAGGAUACAAAUGAAAUUUGUUGAAUCUCAUAGAGUUGAUGUCAUGGACUUUAGAACACCAGAGUCAUCGGAGGCAGCUACAUGAGGAUCAAAUUGUUUUAAGAUUUCUUUAUUUCUUUUGGAAAAAUAAUAUGUUAUCAGAUAAUAAUGCUUAUAAGACUUUUGUGUAUGUUCAUUGUGUAUAGAUAUACGCUUUCUGUAUGUUUAUUAUGCAUAGAUAUAAUUAUAAUCUCAGCUAAUCUUAUUAACUA